Magallana angulata is the source of this 892-nucleotide messenger RNA. RefSeq names its product thioredoxin-like. NCBI's taxonomy places the organism in Eukaryota, Metazoa, Mollusca, Bivalvia, Ostreida, Ostreidae. Gene Ontology annotation, molecular function: protein-disulfide reductase activity. Bases 311 to 640 code for a protein of 109 amino acids. The transcript has 5 exons. The record is from RefSeq and is a predicted model, not a curated record.
UGUCAGGGUCUUUGAUACCAUUAUUAUGAAUAUUUGAAAUAAAAGGUGAUUUCUAGAAAUAGGUGACAAGAUAAAUGUCGUUAUUGACAGUACAUGAUAAGGGAUUGGUUUGUGAUUAAAAAUACCAUCUAAUUCGGACUUCUGCUUUAUUUAUAAUUGUAAGAGCCCUAAUUAGAGUAAGCACAGUAACGGUAUCAACAGUAGUUCCAAUUAGGAGCAGCUUCUGACAGGUAAAAGUGUAUUGAUCAAUUCUGUCGCCUAGCAACAGGCUAGCUGUCAUCACUGCUCAUUGAGACUCAAAACCUACAAAAUGAAGGAAAUAUUCACUCAGGACGAGUUGGAUGACUUGCUGAGGAGCGCGGGACAGAAGCUGGUCAUCGUUGACUUCUGGGCCACGUGGUGUGGACCGUGUAAGGUGAUUGGGCCCAUGUUCCGGAAACUUGCCAAUGACCCAGAGUACGAGAAAGAUGUAAUAUUCGCCUCCGUGGACGUGGAUGAGGCUAAUGAGCUGGCUGAGGAAAUAGGAAUUGAGUGUAUGCCAACGAUAAUGUUUUUCAAAAACAGCGAAAAGAUUGAUGAAAUGUCUGGUGCCAACAAAGCCAAACUCGUGGAGAAGAUAGAGGAGCUCCGAAAGAGAUGACACCCCCCCCCCCCCAUCGGAUACACAAAGGAUCCCCAGUCUUUUCUUAAUCGUACUUUAUAUCAAAACAAAGUACCAACAGCCCCCUCCCUCCUCCUUUUGUCAAUACCCGUUUGUAUGUGUCCCGUGUCUCCGUGUGCUGGAUGUGUUCAAUUAAAAAUGUUUCCUUCUGACUGAAACGUGUUGUAAAACCAUUGAAUUACAUAAACUGUUAAAUACUCCAAAUAAAUUGUUUAAACAACCAAUGUAAAA